Molecule: messenger RNA, 2262 nt
Organism: Rosa chinensis
Lineage: Eukaryota; Viridiplantae; Streptophyta; Magnoliopsida; Rosales; Rosaceae
Product: TBCC domain-containing protein 1
Exons: 9
Coding region: 185-1885 (566 amino acids)
Source: RefSeq, a predicted model, not a curated record
AUGUGACCAAAACAUACUCCAACCUAACCCAAUCAAACCCCUCCACGAAGUGUAACGCCCAAGCGCCCAUUCACACCGGAUCUCUCCCCCUCACUCUUUCCCCAACCUCUCUCUCUCAUUAUUCAUUUCUGGAAGAUCUGCAACUCCCACAAAUCUGAGUCUUUAGAAAAGCAAAAAAAGCGCGAUGAGCGAGCCAAUUGAGCCCUCAACGUCGUCGUCGUCUUCGACCAAAGACCCCGCCUUUCUGAUUCACCCUCGGCGCGAGCCAUUCGAGCAUGGCUUGCUCUCCAUCCCCAAGCUCAUCUUCGCCGACCCCACGCAAACCCUAGUCCCUCUCAAGCACAAGCUAAUCGAGCAAUCGCCGAGCCACCGGGUCAACGCCGCAGCGAUCUCCGAGUCCCUGCAGAUCUCCAUUGAUCUCGCCAGGCUCGUGCUCGAUACCCUAGCCUCGGUGCUUCAUUUGGAGUCGGACCCGCUCGUCCAGGCCAAGCCCGACGGGGUGGAUGAGGUCGGAGCCGAUGUGCAUGAUCUGGUUUUGUUCCUCUAUAUUCAGUCCUACAAGAAAUUGCUGCCCAGAACGCACAAGGAUUCCGCCGCCGUUGCCGAUGUUUGGCCGUCGACGUCGGCUUUCGACGGAUACUUGUCGGCUUUGUCGCCGUUGCAGCUUGUGCGGAGCAAUAGCCGUCGGUUUGUGCCAUCACAGGCUGAUGAAGAGGCCCAUCAGUUAUCAUAUCUGCAAAAGCAUUUGGGUAACCUGGUCUCACUGUUAGCUGAACCUGUGGAGGGGGAAGGCGAAGAAUCUCUGGUUUUAACCAUGGAAAGGUUAGAGCACCUUGGGUUUCUGAUUCAAUUUGGCGAUAAAGGAUCUGAAAGUGGUCACUUGAGCCAAUAUGCUCCUUUCUUUGCAAAUUCAGAUCCUGAUAUGCCUGCUGUUCCUGUUCCUGCCGCACAAGUUCACGAGUGGAUUUUAAAUAAUAUAGCUUCUGCUCUGGAAAAUAUUUCUGAAAGAAUUUCUCCUAAAGAAAAUGGCCUGCCCAGUUCCUCAGAUCAAGAUGUUCCCAUGGCUGAUGCCUGCACGAGUUCUACCAAGGGCUCGACAUGUGUUAGAGGUUCAAGUUUUAUCGAAGGAAUCUCUAAAUCAUCACUUGUAAGGCAUGCAUCUGAUCUUAAAGGUCCUUCUGUAAAGGUUUUAAACUGCCAUGAUUCAGUGAUCUAUAUAUUAGCACCUCUGAGAUAUGCCACAGUCUAUGGAUGCUCUGAUGCUACAAUUGUCCUUGGAGCUGUUGGAAAGGCCGUAAGAAUUGAACACUGUGAGCGAGUUCAUGUGAUCACAGCAGCAAAUCGAAUCUGCAUUGCUAACUGCCGCGAAUGCAUGUUUUUUCUCGGGGUAAACCAACGACCACUUAUUGUUGGGGAUAACCAUAAGCUGCAGGUGGCACCAUAUAAUACAUUUUACAGUCAGUUGGAGGAGCACUUGAGUGAAGUUGGCAUUGAUGCUACUAUCAAUAGAUGGAAUGAACCCCUGCCUCUCGGAGCGGUUGAUCCACAUGAUUCACUAUCUCAUCCAGCAGGUGUCUCUGAUGCUCAGGCUGAGUCUGCUACUCGCGUAGACCCUGACCAGUUCACAACCUUUUUGAUUCCAAACUGGUGUGGAGGUGAACCACAUGGCUCCACAAAGGUCAACCCAUUUCCAUUACCAGAGGCUUAUGUGGAAUCUCAAGACAGAAAUCAGAAGAAUUUAGGGGAGGUAAAGCAAUUAUUGAGAGAAGCACCCCUUGAGGACAAUAGAAAACGGGAAUUAUCAACUGCUCUUCACGUAUAUUUUAAAGACUGGUUGUAUGCUUCUGGAAACAUACGACAGCUUUACUGCCUACAAGGAGAGUAAUAUUUGCUUCAUAUGCUGUGGAACUACUAAGAUCCCUUUAUCAUAAUCAUCUUGCCAUCUGUGAUGGUGCUACAGGCAGCUCAGAAUCAACCCUCUGUACGUUGGAGUGAUACAUGGCAGAAUUAUGCAGUGAUACGGUGCACAGGAUGGAAUUAGAAUUACAUUUGCUAAUCUCAUUGUAAUAUUUUUUUGGGAAAAAAUAAUCUUACUGUAAUAUUUUGUUAACCUAGGUUCACAGCCUUGUGAAUUUUCCUUUUUAUUUUCUUGUGGGUCUAAAAUACUGGAUCUCUAACCGUUGAGUUUUUGUUUUCGCUGCGAGGUAUUCAUAGCUUGUCUUUAGAGUGAUUUAGUUAUUUUAUUAAAAUUUACUUGGAAUA